AUGUCUCCUGUUCGAAUCACGUGCGACGCUUCCUCCCCUGCCGGCCAAACCGUCCAACUUCUCUGUCGUCUUUCGAACGUCGUCCCGACGAUUGUGGUUUCCAAAGACCAAAACCAAUCGACGCCGCCUCGAUAUGAAGAGGACACGACGAAAGCAUCAUCGUCAUCCUCGUUCGAAGGGCUCGUCCCGGUGGCGAAAGCCUUGACGCGCAGUCUUACAAACGACGACGACGAUUUCGUCUCGUCCUCUUCUUUACUGGGCACCACGGAUGCGGAAAAACUCGCCAUCGACGAUUGGCUCGCGGCAGUGAACACCACCUAUUCUGGCACCGAAUUCGAGGCGGAUUGCGAACACGCGUUGGAAUCUCUCAAUGAGCACUUGAAGACGAAAUCGCACGUCGCGGCGAACGACCGAGUGACUUUAGCCGACAUCGUUUUGUUCGGCAUGGUGAGAGAGAAAGUGAAACAAACGAUGUCCUCUGGGCAGUUGAAACAGAAGAAGAGUUUAGUGCGAUGGUGUAAGCGGAUGCAAAGCGCGUUGUCGCUGGGCGAAAGCGAAGGAGCGAUUGACUUUUCCGCGAUGGAUGUGAAGUGGACGGCGUUGCCCAGAAGCGAGAGCGGCGGGAAAGCGCACGUGUCUACCUCGGAUAAGCCAGACGACGGGGGAGCACAGCAUCCGCAAGGCGGGUCGCAACCGUUGGACGAUCCGGUGGCGGAGGAGAAGCGAUUGAAAGCGAUAGCGAAGAAGGAGGCGAAAGCGGCGGAGAAAGCGGCGGCAAAGGCAGCGAGACAAGCGGCGGCGGCGGAAGCAGGAGAAAAAGGAGGAGGCGAUGCAUCGGCGGCAGAAAAAGAAGUCGACGUUUCCGUCGUUGACAUCAGAGUGGGUAAAAUUGUCAAGGCGUGGGAACAUCCGGAGGCGGAUAAAUUAUGGGCGGAAGAAAUCGACGUGGGAUUAGAGAAGCCGUUGCAAGUGUGCUCCGGUUUGCGCGAGUUUAAAACUUUAGAAGACAUGACCAACGCGGAGGUUUUAGUCAUUUGCAACAUGAAACCGAACAAGAUGCGAGGUUUGAAUUCCGAGGCGAUGGUGUUGUGCGCAUCAAACGAGGCGCACACGAAAGUCGAUUUCGUCAAGCCGCCGAGCGGCGCGAAAAUCGGCGAACGCGUCACCUUUGAAGGCUUCGAAGGUGAACCAGAGAAGGUGUUGAACCCAAAGAAAAAACAGCUGGAUAAGGUGUUGCCAAAAUUGAAAACUGACGCGGACGGGGUGGCGUGCUACGACGGGAAGAAGGCGAUGACGAGCGCGGGCCCGUGCUCGAGCUCCUUGAAGGACUGUUUCAUUAAAUGA
Molecule: messenger RNA, 1344 nt
Organism: Bathycoccus prasinos
Lineage: Eukaryota; Viridiplantae; Chlorophyta; Mamiellophyceae; Mamiellales; Bathycoccaceae
Exons: 1
Coding region: 1-1344 (447 amino acids)
Molecular function (GO): tRNA binding
Source: RefSeq, a predicted model, not a curated record